GUUGACGAAUCGUCCAAUCGUUGUAGACCUUUAACAAGGAGAGUUCUUAUUUGCGCGUAAUACAUUCGUAAUUGAAUAAUAUACAUUGUUUUAUGUAAUGAUCACAAGUUAUAUAAGGAUGCUACAGGUCCUCAGUUCGAAAUCUGGUUCGCGACGUAAAAGAAUUAUUGCUAUAUGCGAGUGUAAAAACAAAUAUACGUGCGAUUGUUCAUCGACAUUUUAUAUUAUUAAAAAUAAAUAUUGAAAAUAUCGUGUUGUGAAAUAUUUGGUGAAAAGAGUGAAAAUUGUGGAUCGAAAACAUCGACGCGGUAUGAAUGAUAACAUUUUUCGAAGAUUAAGGAAGAUGGAGCACGCACGCUACGUGACAAUGGGAAGUUAGAAGCGAAUUGUCUUGUGUUGAGAGAAGGUGCUACCAGAUCACGCGUGGUGGUUAACAGAUGCACGUCCUUUCGAGUGGAGGAUCGAUAAUUCGCUUGACGUUUCGAGAGUUUCGCUAGAUGCUACUCAAGAAUCGUAUUCAUUGGUCGAGUAGACGAUUCUGAUCUUUAUUGGGACAAUAAACUACGGUGCAUACGUAUUAUGAGAGCAUCCUGUGAUCCAAACUAUGACGGUUCGCUGUGGACAUCAACUCGAAGUUCCACGUAUGUACAACGUAAAUACUGAAGCAACGGGAAAUAAAAGGAACGGCCGAUUUCCGGAGGGCAUAUCGUUGACAUUAUGAACUUUUGCUGUAACGAGAUAAGAAAUAUCAGAGAAAGAGCAUAUAAUUCUUUCGUCGCGUCUUACCAACUUCUGCGACUUUUAAUCCCAGUAAACAUCGACGUUGUGGGACGCGUACAAAAUCAAAAACAAGAAAAAGAUAUCUUAUUUCUUUCCUGCUUCGAGUAAACUCGUAAGCUAUGAAAACUCGUAAAAAUUAUUUCUAUAUCUGAUACUACAUUUAAAGGACUAGAUAGAUAGAGAGAGAAAGAAAAAGAGAUAAAUAAAGAAAAAGAAAGAAACAAAAGUACUUACUAAAAAUAGAAAAGAGAAAAUAGAAAAGAAUGCAAGCAAUUUUUUGUUAAAAGACUCUCCUCACGCGAUUUGCCAACUUCCUGAUUCCUCCAACUAUAUCCAAUCGAUUGAAUCUUAAUAGUUUGUAAAGUUGAAGGAAGGAAGUAACAGAGAGAGAGAGAGAGAGAGAGAGAGAGAGAGAGAGUGAGAGAGAGAAGACAUGGCUAGCUGGCUAUCAUCGAACGUCGACGAACCUAUGGAUCGUAAUUACGUGCGAAACGUUUUGAACUACAUUAACGACUUGAAGGAGUCCUUCUCUGAGGAGGAAUUCAAGUGCCUCGAACGAAAGCAUCAAGACCUACAAGCUCGGUUAGAAGAACGACACCAGCAUCAAGCCAUCAAUGGUGGAAUUGAGGAAGGAGGAGCUACGGAGGGUCAAGAGGGUUGCGAAGUUAGUUGGGACUCUUUACUCUGUUGGCCAUACACGUCACCAGGAACUCUCGCCAUAUUACCUUGCUUCGAAGAACUCAAUGGCAUACGCUACGACAAUACUCAAAACGCAAGUCGAUGGUGUUGGCCAAAUGGUACAUGGGAUAGUUAUUCAAACUAUUCUUCGUGCCGUGACAUUCGACCGUUGAACAUUGAAGCUGAUGUAGAAAUUACGACAAAAAUAUAUUUCAUUGGAUAUAGCUUGUCCCUUUGUACUCUGGCGAUAGCCGUCUCCAUAUUUUUAUAUUUUAAGGAACUGAGAUGUCUAAGGAACAAUAUACAUAUAAAUUUAAUGUUCACGUACAUUCUGGCUGACCUCAUGUGGAUAUUAACUACUGCAAUGCAGGUCUCUAUGCAAACAGACAUACCAACUUGCGUCACGUUCUUCUCUCUUCUUCAUUAUUUUCAAUUGACCAAUUUCUUCUGGAUGUUCGUCGAAGGAUUGUAUCUCUAUUUGUUAGUUGUAAGAACUUUUACGGGAGAUAAUAUUCAACUAAAGAUGUGUCUUGUCAUAGGUUGGGGUGUUCCAAUUCUCAUCAUAGCUAUUUGGGGCAUCGCCAAGUCUCUUGUCACUCAAGGAAAUCAGAAUGUCGCACUUUGGAAGCAUUGUCCAUGGAUGACACCACAUUCCUACGAUUGGAUUUAUCAAGCAUCUGUCAUUACAGUUCUUGCCGUGAAUGUGAUUUUUUUGUUCUUGAUCAUGUGGGUACUGAUCACUAAGUUAUGGUCUGCGAACAAUGCAGAAACGCAACAGUAUAGAAAAGCUAGCAAAGCUCUGUUGGUGCUGAUACCACUUCUUGGAGUGACAUACGUUCUGGUUCUCGCUGGACCAACGGAAGGUCAAGCAGCUAAUGCAUUUUCUUACACCCGUGCUGUGUUACUUUCUUCUCAGGGUUUGCUGGUGACGCUAUUCUAUUGUUUUCUCAAUACCGAGGUGCAGAAUACGCUGAGACAUCACUUUGCAAGGUGGACGACGUCGCGUGAUCUUGGCAAUAGUCGAAGGUAUUACAAGAAUUGGUCUCCGCGCUCAAGAACAGAAAGCAUAAGGCUAUACGGCCAACCUUCAAAUCCAUAUCGUAAAAGGGAAUCUACGGUAAGUGAAACGACGACCACAACGGUGAUAGGUCCGAAUUCAACAACAACGUUUCUGGACAAAUCUAAGAAAGCCAUUUCAGAAGACUCAAAUGAAUAAAGUUUUACACGAAGCGAAUUUCGGUGGGAGGAGAGACUGGUAAGAUCAUUAAGCGCGAAGAGACUCAUUGUAAAAGUAUCUUUUCAUAAGUGUCGUCGUAUUAUUAAUUAUGACGUUAAAAUAAUGAUAUAUAUAUAUAUGUGUGUGUGUGUGUAUAUAUAUAUAUAUAUAUAUAUAUAUAUAUAUACACACAUAUUCACAUUGUAUAUGUUCUAGAUUGCCUCUAAAUUUUCAACUCAUCUUUGUUCGCUUAAAAAAAAUCUCCAAUUUUUCUACCAGCCAAAUUAUGAUACACAGUAGAUAUUAGUAAAAAUUAAAUUGAUCCAACACUGCUAUAUGAGGUAAUAAAUAUUAUAUUAUUAUUUUUUAAUAAGA
This is a messenger RNA of Vespula pensylvanica (western yellowjacket), 3049 nucleotides long. RefSeq names its product diuretic hormone receptor-like (gene Dh44-R1). Gene Ontology annotation, biological process: cell surface receptor signaling pathway; adenylate cyclase-modulating G protein-coupled receptor signaling pathway. Gene Ontology annotation, cellular component: plasma membrane. The record is from RefSeq and is a predicted model, not a curated record. Bases 1214 to 2674 code for a protein of 486 amino acids. The transcript is spliced from 13 exons. Lineage: Eukaryota; Metazoa; Arthropoda; Insecta; Hymenoptera; Vespidae. Gene Ontology annotation, molecular function: G protein-coupled peptide receptor activity; diuretic hormone receptor activity; peptide hormone binding.